Molecule: messenger RNA, 2096 nt
Organism: Trachemys scripta elegans
Lineage: Eukaryota; Metazoa; Chordata; Testudines; Emydidae
Exons: 8
Coding region: 524-1957 (477 amino acids)
Source: RefSeq, a predicted model, not a curated record
CUCGGGUGUGUAGCGAGCCCCGUAGCGGACUUGCUGCCCUCAUCGCUCUUUGUACCCGCGCUAGGCGGUGCGCUACAUGCCACUGCAAGGGUAGAGGGAACUAGGGGGAAGAGGGGACAAGGCCCAGCAGAGCCAGGAGCAGACCCCAGGUCUCCUGAGGCCCAGUCCUGUGUACUAGCCACCAGGCUGUGCUGCCUCCUUUAAUCUCACCUUUAGCUAAAUCGGUGCACCUCUGUGUGUAGACAAGCCCCAGGUUUAGCUAAAUCAGUUCAAAGUGGACCUAAGCCAGUGCUAAACUGGGUUGAGGUUCACCUUUGCUGGGGGCUUGCAGUGCUUUAACAGGACUGAUUUAAAAUUAAUGUUGUUAAACCAGUACAGUUUCGUUCCUAUAAAGAAGACCAGGGAUGAGCUGGAGUUUGCACCAAACUAAUAUACAUUUUAACCCUGUUUCAAACUCAGCUGGUGCAAACCCUGGCUUGCCCAUAUCUAUUAUUUCAGGAUCAGUGCUGGAGCAGCUACAGUGAUGGCUGCAUCAGGACUAGUCCUAAACAGACAAGGCCUGCAGACUUGUGGUGUCUCCACUAACAUGGAGACAAGGAAAUUAGAUAGAAGUUUCUUUAAAACUGCCCUGAAUAAAGAUGAAGUUGAAAAUAUUCUCAGUGAAAUUAGUAAUCUUAAAAUGACUGAGAGAGGGAAUGGCAAUAAAAAUAAUGAAGUCAAAUGUGAAAGCCUUUGUCCAGCUCCUCAGAACAUUCGGUAUCUUGGUCUGCAAACUCCAAGAACUCCUGCUCCAGGGAUCCUACAACUGUUGCCAUCUCAACCAUCUGAUUUCGUGGGAGAAGAAUAUUACUCUUCAAAAAAACCCUCCAAAUUAGGAGAAUGGAGUAUAACAACUCUUAAAGACAACAUUAUUCCCACAGGGAGAGAACUUCCUCGUACCCCAUUCUGCACAAAUCAACAAGGGAAAUUGUUACUAGAAGCUUUAAAGGACGAUACAGUACUGAAUGAGAGACAUUCAACAGGUGUAGUUGGACCUAGUCAUUCAGAAUGUGAAACACUUAAGUUACAGAUUGAUGCUGAUGUGCUGGAGAAACUUUUGAGGGAGGAGACUUCUGUAAAGACUCAUGCCUCAAAUGCAUGGGUUUACACUAGGAAAAAAGAUUCCAUUUGCCAAUGUAUGCAGCAGCCUGAUGACAACCACAUCAUCUCUGGCAAUACAGAAAAUGGCAAGGAGGUGGCACCACAUCUAGUUGAGGAUGAGCAAGAAUUACAAGAAAGAGUUGAACCUCUGCAAGGUUCUCCCGUACCAAAAUGUUUCACUACCUCUUCAACAAACAGGAGAAGACUAAGUCAGAUACCAGUUCAAGGGUUGAGUGAGAUGAAUAUUUCAAUGAUGAUUAACAGAAUAAAAGGCUACCAAUGCACUAAAGAAGAUAUGGAGUUUCUUCGGCACAUGAAAAACCAAGAACAAGCACAGAAAUUGAAGGCAAAAUAUUUACAUCUACAAAAGGAACUAACCAGCAUGGUUCGGACAAAGGAGCUGCUACUAGCACAGAGAGAGAAAGUGCAAGAAGAGAUUGUACAAAUGAAAACAUCUUAUGAUAGAACAGUCCAACUUGGAAGAGCCUUCCUGGGUAAGAAAAUGGAUCCUGCCGCUGUCGAAGCAUUGCCACCAAAAGCUGUGCUUGGGCAGCUGAAUCCUGUGAAAGUGCAGCAUGUUCAACAGCAAGAGAAGGCUGAACUUCAGGCACUUACAAAAGAGCUAAAGAAGUUAAAACAUUCCAUUGCCCAACUGCCUCAGAAACAGGGAAUAAGGCUAGAAAGAGAAUCUUGUAAACAACAGAUACAGGAAGCAAAACACAGACUACAGCAAGCACAAGCAGAUGUGGAGAAUCUGAAAUGCAAAGUUGAAGCAGCACAGUCAAAACUAGCAGAAGUUCAGGUCAGUCAGGCAUAAGGGUGCAAUGGUUUGGUGGAGGUGUGGUUGUGGAGUAGUAAAGAAUGGUCAUUGCAUGCUUUAACUAUUGGAAGUCAAAGUCUGUUCUAAUGGGGCAGUGGCCUAUACUGCAAGGUGGAUGCUAUGCACAUACAUUUUU